Messenger RNA from Pogona vitticeps (central bearded dragon), 2497 nucleotides. The record is from RefSeq and is a predicted model, not a curated record. NCBI's taxonomy places the organism in Eukaryota, Metazoa, Chordata, Lepidosauria, Squamata, Agamidae.
AACCAACAAGGGUCCCGCUCGCUCAGCCGGCGUCCGCGCAGUUACUCAGCAGGUCUGGGAAAGAGGCAGGACUCGGAGGACAUGGACGAAGCUCCCGUUUCUGCUGAACGAGAAGAGGUUCUUCCUUCUCCUGUUAGUCUCUCUUCUGCUACCCAAGAAAAGCAAAACGGUUCUAAUGGUGUCCAUGACUCCAGUCCUUCUCCUGUUUCUGUGGGCUCUCAGAGGUCAAUAGAGAACUUCUUAGGCUCCAGAUUCAGCAUCAGACGGGGACAAGGGUUGGCGCUGCGCCCACAGUGUCUGACCCCUGAAAGCGAGCUCCCGCCUUCCGACAUGGUCAUCCAAGACUACCUCCCACUGGUGCAGCUCCAGCAGGCCCCCGGCAUGUUCCAGCUGACGGAGAGCUUUGCCGACGUCAUUCAGAUCCCCCUGGACCGCUUGCGCCGGGCCUCUCCCUACGCCUCCCACCGUGCCAGUCUCAGCCCGGCUUCCAGCACUUCUCCCUGGGCGUUGAUUGCCAAGACCAGCCCGAAGCCCUCCGGCGGCAGCUUGCCUUCCCCAGAGGGAGGAGGGGGAGAAGAAGAAGCAGUUGCAAUGUGCCGGGAGAGGGCCACGGUGGAGCUGGGCUCGCCGCACUCCCACAGCACCUGCUCCGAAGUGCUCAGUUCUGCCGUGUGGGCCCAGGCGGACAGCGGGCGGGGCUCGGAGACAGACGCCUGCGACCAUUCUCCCGACGGGAGCAUCAGCCUGCAGGAGGCGGGGCCGGACGCCGAGGAGGGAGACCUCGAGAGCAUGAGCUGGGCCACGGCGGUGGCCCUCGCCUGGCUGGAGCAUCGCUGCGCUGGGUUCUUCGUGGAAUGGGAGCUGCUGGCGGCCAAAGCCGACGCCUGGCUGAGGGUGCAGCCGUUGCCGGAAGGGGUGGAUGUGGCUGCCCUGAAAGGGGCCGCUCACCAACUCUUCCUGCUGCUACGCCACUGGAAUGAGAACAUCAAGCUGAACAUGCUGUGUUACAGCCCCAGCAAUGUGUGAAGUAGCAGGGGGGGCGGCUGCUGAGCCUUUGGUGUCAUCGGUGCUGAUAGAAAUCCUACACAGUCAGCCUGUUAUUUCAAAGCCAAGAAACCUCUGCCCUCAACCCCGUAGUUCCGUAUUAACUGUUGUGUUUGUUUGUUUGUUUUUCAAAAUACAACCCAAGGCAGACGAUGCAUUGCGGAUCUUUGGGCUACCCCAGGUAGCCAGGUCCAUUCUCGAGUGCUCUCUACAGAGCAUACGCCUUUGAAAAUCUGACCAAAUUAGGGGUGUUUACGAUCCUAAAAUACAUUUCUAGGGUGUAUGAGAGCAGUUUUCAAACUGGAAACCAGGGAUUCCUGUAGGAAAAGAUCCACAAUGCUGGACAAAAUGCCCCAAAGCCAGCCGUCUUCAAUGCUCAGCCACAGAAGAGUCCGGGGUACAUUCACGGGCACUGUUUCAAUAGUCUGUUUCAUGUCUGCCUGGAAGCUACUGACCAAAUGCACUCCAAAAUCUGUCCCAGAGAGAGAAAAUUCAUGGCCACAACAUGGAGUCCUUGGCAAACAAACUAAUAUUGCAAGAGCUUUCUGCAUGUCAGAUGGUCAGGCAGUCCAGACACAGAACAUGGUCUUUUACCAUUUCCUUGGCAUAAGUCUAUGAAGCCACUUUAUAUUUGAUUGAACCCAUAGCUGUCUUAUCAUGAUUGUCCACGCUGACAAAACCCUCCAGUGGGUCAGAGGGAGCCCAACCUUUGGGAGCAGAGAGCACCAAAUCUGGAAACUUCUGUGUGGCCAUGUUCUAACGCUUAACUACAUCUUGUAUCAGGGCUUGGAUGAAGCCCCAGUGACUUAAGGUGAAAAAACAGGUGCUUCAAAAAUAAAUAUCGCCCCAGAGAGCACUUUCCAGACCUAGAAUAUAAAAGCAAAUUAAACUGACGGAGCUGCAUCCAUUGACUUGGCGCAAGAGACUUGGUUUUGAAGAUUUUUGAAGGCCACAAUGCAAACAUUUGGGGGACAAACGCACAAAGCUAGAAGGAAAGUCUGCAUGGAGCCUAGAGGUGUGACUCACAAUGGGGUCCUGAAAUAGGUUGUUGCGGUGUGGCUCGCUCCUGUUCAGAACACCAGUCAGUCAGGCAUUCAUUCUGGAUGUUCCAUUCUCCAUUGCCAGCGGAAAUGUCGGUAAGCAUACAUACUCCUCUCUGGGUUGUUUAACAGCGAUUGCCCCCUUGGAAAGGAUCCCUGAUUUUGAAAAGGACUUAGGCAAGCAUGCCAGUACCUCCCUUUUGAUUCUUAGUGGCCUUUUUUCAGUCGCUAGCUCCAGCGUUUCAAGUUCUUUCUUAAGAGGAAUGAUGUGCCAACAGGGGAAAGGAACAUUUCCUCCCCUAUCUGUGGCGUCUCCUACUUCAUCCCCAUUUCCACCUCUCUUCCUCACCACCCACAGAGAGAUUUUAGCAUUCUGUGUUCAGGCUUUCCCCCCAUAGCUGGGAGGCUUAGCA